CUCCUGAGCAAAGAGCUUGGAGUUGUGUGUGGCCAACUGGGUUGUGAAUGGAGAUUGGAGAGAGGUCAUUUUAAUUCUUGACUUGAUUGUAGCGCGGAAUCUGUCGAAACCGUCAAAAGGUAACGUCAUUGGUGGGAACUUUGAUAGACGCGUAUAGACAACCAGAAUUCAAGGAACGCACAGAGGGUGUUCUUUAUAGUUUCGACAAGGUGCCAAUUGUGUGUCCCGUGGUAAAAUGGCCUCAUCGCCCGAUCAAGAAUUGGCCGUGCCAUCAAGUACCCAGCAAAAAACUAAUCGAAGUGAUAGGAUGUGAGUGGCUCUUUUGGGUAACAUCACCCGAAAAGUGAGCGAUAUUGAUCCCCUCCUCGAAGACCACGCCAAUUUUGGAUUGGUUCAGCAAGGUUUCAAGGAACUGACCGAUCGCAUAAACGCUCUGAAAUCGAAUAUAGAGGAGGAACUCUGUCGCCCCGAGUUGGAUCGUGAAGAACGAGUUGGACUCAGUGAUUGGUAUGAGAAGAAGGCAAAUGAGUUUCAGAAGUUUAGAAGAACGGUCUCAGAUUGGAUGGAUCGGGUCAAUUAUGGAAAACCCAAACUCUUGGAUAGUAUCUCGGUAGUCUCUUCUAAACAAUCUCUAGGCUCACAAAGAUCUAAGACGUCGUCCGAAGUGAGAUUGCGUUUGGCUGAGAGACAAGCCGAGCUUAGAGCUUAACUUGAGAUGGAUAAAAGUAUGACUUUCAUUGAAGAGCAACGUACGAAUUUGGAAAAGAUGGAACGAGUGGCCCGAAUUGAGAUUCAAGAGCAGAAAAUCAACGAUAUCAGUCACUCAUUAAGAGAAGAGGAGCAAGACAGGGAUGAGAGAGGAGGGGCCUUUGGAGCCUUUGGAGGGGCGAUCUCUUCACUCGAAUUACCCAAGCUGAGCGGAGCGAUCCCGAGAGCUAUCCCACAAGAGGAAGAGAAACGCGAUCCACCACCUCAAUCUUUGCCUUUUCCUCAGGAAAUAGCUGGCGAUAAAUUAAACCUUCUGGCUGAGAUCGCACUAAGAUCCCACCUACCAAAAUCCGAACCCGAAACAUUUGAUGGCAGUGACAUCACCCGUUUUGCAUCCUUCCUCCAAGCAUUUGACAGACUUAUCGCUUGCAACACUACUUCGAAGUCUGACUUGCUAUAUUAUCUGGAAAGGUAUGCACUGAAUGAGCCACGAGAACUCGUAAGGAGCUGCUUCCACAUGGAUCCCAAUCGUGGCUACGAGGAAGCCCGACGUCUUUUGUGAGAAGAAUAUGGCAACGAAUUUCAAGUUGCUAGUGCCCUCAUUCUGAAAAUUCAGGGUUGGCCGGUCAUUAAACCGUAUGAUCCAUCCAGUUUGAAAAGAUUUUCAAUAUUUCUUCGUACUUGCGAGAAUUAUUUGCUCACCUUCUCCACCCUAAAUCAGCUUAAUAGUCCCUCACAAAUUCAAAAAAUUAUAAGAAAAUUACCCUUCAGGAUGCGAGAACGUUGGAUAAACCAAGCGUAUCACCUUAUUGAGCAGAAUGGCGAAGUCCUUUUCAAGGAUGUAAGUAACUUUGUCUGUUGCCAAGCCAAUAUCGCGUCGUUGCCAGUUUUUGGGGAUAUUUGCGACGUCACCACUAACGACAAGAGGAACCUACCUAACGCCAAGAACACCUUGUCGGUGGCUACUAAUGCCGAACCAGAUACUCGAAACGGCGUCAACCAGAGGCCACCCAAAUUGUGCUUGUUCUGUGGGAAGACCAAUCACAACUUAUCACAGUGUUCCGUCUUUGCCAAACUGUCGAAUCGCGAGAAGAUGGAUCUCUUAUUUCCGAACCGAGUUUGUUUCGGAUGCCUCUCUCAGGGUCACAUUUCAAGAAAUUGUACUCGAAGACUGACUUGCCUGGAGUGUGGGAAAAGUCAUCCCACUGCAUUACACCGGAGUGACAGGGACCACUAUCAAAAUAGGGUUCCAGAGAUAGAUGGGUUCGGAAUGAGCGAUAAAGACCUGAAAGACUCCACGUCGGCCUGUUGCUUGGACUCAACGGUAUUGGAGUGCGAGAAAAGGGUCGGUUCCAACCCCAAGGUGGCUCUAGCAUUAAUUCCCGUCAAAGUUAGGGUCAAAGGUCAAAGCAAGAGUGUGAUUACCUAUGCCGGAUUGGACAAUUUUGCCAUAGAUUGUUUCAUAUCAGAUGAUCUGAUCAAGGAAUUGGGUAUUCGUGGAGUCUCGACCCAAAUUCGGCUCACCACAAUGAAUUGCCAGAUGCAGAAUCAACAAACCGCGACAAUGGCCGUUCAAGGCUUGGAGGUGUUAGAUUUGGAUGAAAACGAAAACAUAUGCUUACCAACCACAUUCUCUCGGAAAACAUUGCCAGUAACAAGAGCCUUGAAGUAUAGGGGAAUUUCUUUGAACAACGCUUUGUACACGGGACCUGACUUCACAAACAGCCUCCUUGGUGUUUUACUUCGAUUUAGGGAAAGAAAGGUGGCUGUGAUGGCCGACAUUGAGAAAAUGUUCUAUCAAGUGAGGAUUCCAAAAGCCCAAACCAAUUUCUUAAGAUUCUUUUGGUUCAAAGAUGGUGAUCUCAACGGAGAUCCUGUAGAAUGCCGGCCUCGCGUUCAUGCUUUUGGAGUGGUGUCGUCACCCAGUUGUGCAAAUUACGCUCUCCGACAAAGUGCAUUGGACAAUCAACAUCAAGCGAGCUCAAAAAACAUCAAGGCAAUUGAAAGUGGGUUUUACGUCGACAAUUUUGUGGUUUCUGUGGAAGAUUCUGGGAAAGCCCAGGCUAUUCUUUCGGAGGUGAAAAUGAUCUGUGUUUUGGGUGGAUUCAACCUAACCCAAUAUACCUUAAAUGACAGAGACGUCUUGAGCUCCAUAGAUCGUUGCGAUUUAUCCAAGAUGGUACGAGACUUGGAUUUCAGUGAGGACGACCUGCCAACGGAACGAGCCUUGGGAGUCACAUGGUGUGCCGAGACAGACUCAUUCGGUUUUGAAGUCGCGCAGCCGUGCCAACCCAACACCAGGAGGGGCAUUUUGUCUUCAAUCUACGCGAUUUUCGACCCUUUUGGAUUGAUUGGACCUGCAAUAUUACCGGCUAAACAACUACUACAAGAAAUGUGUAAAAGAGGUUGUGAUUGGGAUGAAGAUGUUCCAAUAGAUCUCGGUGAUGUCUGGAAUCAAUGGAAGAGCGAACUAGACCUUUCAUCUAAAUAUCACAUCCCAAGAUGGAUAGGCAUGUCCGGGGAGGGCAUGAUUGUUCAACUUCAUACCUUCUGCGACGGCAGUGAAGUCGGAUAUGGUGACUUACAUGCGCGUUGAGGUUGGAGGAAAGACUCUCACGACUUAAUUGUUGGCGAAGUCUAGGCUUGCCCCAUUGAAGAAGAUGACGAUCCCAAGGUUGGAAUUAGCUGGAGCGAAAUUGGGCGUCGAGUUGGCCUCGGUUCUUCAAAGAGAGAGGUCAAUUCCUGUCUCAGCUGAAUAUUUUUGGACAGAUAGUCAAACCGUGCUCAAAUAUUAUGCCAAGCGAAAGCGGUUCCAGCGGUUUGUUUUCAAUCGGGUUUCCUUCAUCAG
This is a messenger RNA of Tigriopus californicus, 3556 nucleotides long. RefSeq lists its product as uncharacterized. Gene Ontology annotation, molecular function: zinc ion binding; nucleic acid binding. Bases 1481 to 3304 code for a protein of 607 amino acids. The record is from RefSeq and is a predicted model, not a curated record. The transcript has 2 exons. NCBI's taxonomy places the organism in Eukaryota, Metazoa, Arthropoda, Copepoda, Harpacticoida, Harpacticidae.